Messenger RNA from Plectropomus leopardus (leopard coralgrouper), 1416 nucleotides. It is a transcript of the gene cers3a, whose product is annotated as ceramide synthase 3a. Gene Ontology annotation, cellular component: membrane. Gene Ontology annotation, biological process: ceramide biosynthetic process. The record is from RefSeq and is a predicted model, not a curated record. Gene Ontology annotation, molecular function: DNA binding; sphingosine N-acyltransferase activity. Lineage: Eukaryota; Metazoa; Chordata; Actinopteri; Perciformes; Serranidae.
AACACAGCAGUCGGCCGUUGUGGAAACUACAGCCCUCACCUGCUUGACUGGGAAGCACUGACCGUGCCCGGGUGGAGGGAUGUUUGACACGUUAUAUGAGUGGUUCUGGUGGGACAGAAUCUGGCUGCCUGUGAACCUGACGUGGGCUGACCUGGAGGACAGGGAAGGCUGGGUCUAUGCCAAAGCCUCACAUCUCUAUGUUACAGUCCCCUACGCCCUUGUGUUCCUGCUCAUCAGAUACCUAUUUGAAAGGUGGAUAGCAACUCCACUUGCAGUCUCUGCUGGGAUCAAGCACAGAGUUCAUCUGAAAGCAGAGGACAACCCCAUCCUGGAACACUACUACAUUACGCAGUGUCGGAAUCCUGUUCAGGCAGACAUUGAUGGGCUGUCUAAGAAAUGCAGUUUGUCGGUGAGACAAGUUGAACGUUGGUUCAGAAGAAGACGUACUCAGGACCUUCCUGGAGUCCUCAAGAAGUUCAGAGAGGCCAGCUGGAGGUUUUUCUUCUACCUGUCUGCAUUUAUCGGAGGAAUAAUAGCACUGUAUGAUAAAGAAUGGUUUUAUGACACGCGGGAAGUAUGGACAGGUUUUCCAAAGCAGUCCAUGCUGGAGUCUCAGUACUGGUAUUAUAUCCUGGAGAUGAGCUUCUAUGGAUCUCUUCUCUUAAGCGUUGCCUUUGAUGUCAAGAGAAAGGACUUUAAGGAGCAAAUCAUCCACCACUUGGCAACACUGGUGCUCUUAUCAUUUUCCUGGUGUGUUAACUACAUUCGUAUAGGAACCCUGGUCAUGAUCGUCCAUGAUGCCUCUGAUGUUUUACUGGAGUCUGCCAAAUUAUUCAACUAUGCCAAGUGGGAGAAAACCUGCCAAAGUCUUUUUGUUCUGUUUGCCAUCGUGUUUAUGGUAACACGACUGAUCAUCUUUCCAUUCUGGCUGAUCCACUGUACCUGGGUCUACCCUGUUCACCACUACCCUGCCUUCUUUGGCUACUACUUCUUCAACAUGAUGCUGGUGGUCCUUCUCUGUCUGCACAUAUUCUGGGCCUAUCUCAUUCUCUGCAUGAUCAGAAAAUUCAUGUUUGGCACUCUGACCAGAGAUGAGAGGAGUGACAAUGAAGAGGAGGAGGAGAGCAGCCUGACAGAUGACGACAGUGAGGUACAGCACAAGCUUGGCAAUGGAUCGGCAGUGGGAGAGGAGGAAAAGAACGGCGGCUUUGGAGCUUGUCUCCUACAAAGAACAUUUGCCGGGCAAAGACUAUGUGCUGACUCGUGCUACAGUGCCAAAGAUUUCAGAAGUAGAACAAUGCACUCGGAACUCCACACAUGAACAGCCACCAAAGAUAUCAUCACGUUUCAGAGACUCCCAACUCUUUCUCUGCCCUGCUCCACAGUGUUGUCUGUGACAACUCUUGUCCUACAGGU